AUGGGGAUGGGAGUGGGGCAGGCGCUGCUUGUGCUGUUGGCUGCCUGGGUGGUGAUGCCUGUGAAGGACCCGUUGCUGAACAUCUGUAUGGAUGCCAAGCACCACAAAACCAAGCCUGGCCCAGAGGGAAAGCUGCAUGACCAGUGUGCUCCCUGGAAGGACAAUGCCUGCUGCACAGCCAAUACCAGUUCAGAAGCCCACAAGGACCAAUCCAACCUGUACAACUUCAACUGGAACCAUUGUGGGGUGAUGCCACCCAAGUGCAAGCGCCACUUCAUCCAGGACACGUGCUUGUAUGAGUGCUCACCCAACCUUGGGCCCUGGAUUGACCAGGUUGACAGCAGCUGGCGUCGGGAGAGGAUUCUUCAUGUGCCACUCUGCAAAGAGGACUGUGAGGAGUGGUGGGAGGAUUGCAAGGACUAUCUCACGUGCAAAGAGAACUGGCAUAAGGGCUGGAACUGGGCAACAGGAACAAACCGCUGUCCUUGGGGCUCCAUGUGCAGACCCUUCAGCAAUGUCUUCCCCCGACCAAAAGACCUGUGUGAGAAAAUCUGGUCCAACUCCUACAAAUACACCACAGAGCACCGGGGCAGCGGACGCUGCAUCCAGAUGUGGUUUGACCCUGCCCAGGGAAACCCCAAUGUGGUUGUGGCCAAGUACUAUGCUUGGAAAAAGAGAUCCUCACCUGCUUCGAUGAAGAAUACGACUCUGGAGACUGACGAAGCGGUGUGUGCUCUCCCAUGGCCUGUCCUGGUCCUGCUGCCUCUGGCCCUCGUGAUGCUCCCUGAGGGAGCCAGGGGCUGUGGAUCCCUGAUUCUGGCCCUGGUCUUUGAUCGUUAUGUGGCUACGUGCUACCUGUGGAAAUACUCUUCCAUCCUCACCAGUGCCAGGACAGCCGAGAUCGGGCUGGCUGCUCUGUGCAGAUGUGCUUUACCAACUGUGCCCCCAUUCGUGGCAUUAAAAGGAUUGCCUUUCUGCCAGUCCCGUGUGCCCCCCAGUGCCUCCUGGCUGCAUCAGGACCUGGUCAAGCUGGUGUGUGCAGAUAUCACAUUCAAUAACUGGUAUGGCUUUGCUGUAGCCAUCCUCUUUCUGACAUCAGACCUCAUCCUCAUCUUUGUGUCAUAUAUACUGAUCGCUAGGGCCAUUCUGAUCAUCGCAUCCCACAGGGAGCAUUUCAAGGCUUUGAACAACUGCCUGUCCUGUAUCCUGGCAGUCCUGAUCCUGGACACCCCCAUGGUUGGCUUGUCCAUGGUUCACUGGUGUGGCAAGCACGCUUCCCCUGUCGUUCACAUCUUCAUGGCCAACAUCCACCUGCUGGUCUUCCACAUGCUGAACCCCAUCACCUACAGCAUAAAAAUUAAGCAGAUCUGCAGGGGCAUCCUCGGGGUUCUCUUGCCUGGGUGUCCCGGUAUGAGGCAGGGACAGGUCACAGCUGUGGGACGAGACCAGGGGUGA
Messenger RNA from Charadrius vociferus (killdeer), 1455 nucleotides. RefSeq lists its product as uncharacterized. The transcript has 5 exons. Gene Ontology annotation, cellular component: external side of plasma membrane; membrane. The record is from RefSeq and is a predicted model, not a curated record. Gene Ontology annotation, biological process: G protein-coupled receptor signaling pathway. Bases 1 to 1455 code for a protein of 484 amino acids. NCBI's taxonomy places the organism in Eukaryota, Metazoa, Chordata, Aves, Charadriiformes, Charadriidae. Gene Ontology annotation, molecular function: olfactory receptor activity.